AUCAAUUGUAAUCAAAACACACACCUUUUACUUUAAGAUUUAAACAUGUCGUACCCUAUUAAAUAUUUGUCACUACAAAAAGCUGAGCUGGAAUAUGAGGUGAUUCUCAGAGGUGGUUCAACUGGUUCGGUACAAGACCUCCGAAGCCAGAUAGUAAAAUUGGCCAUACCUCCUGAGGACGUUUUGGAAUCACAUUUAGAGCCUGCGGUUGACCUUGAUGCUGUUAAAGACAGUCUAACAAAGUCCCAAACGAUGCUAGCAUCCCUCAAAUCUAAAUUUGAUAAGACCCUGUUCUUGCGUACCGAAAAUCUACUACAUCAUAUAUAUCACAGACUAAGACGUAUCUCAAACGUCAGUGCCGCGUUAGUUGACCAGCACAAGAAUUAUUGCACUACCUUUAACAACCAAUACAAAGAAAUUACGGCGUUGAGGCCGGCAUCAACUUCAAAUGCAAAUGCAGUCUCAGUUUUGGAACCUGUACCCACGGCGGUGCUCCACUGUGAUCGUAACCUGACCUCUGACUUGGCAAAACUAAAGUACUCUGGAAAAGCCUGCGUUUUUUCUUUCAUUCAAAGAGUUGAGGAAUUUGUAGAGGUUAGGAAUAUAUCAAAAGAUCGUGUAUUGAAGUUUGCCUACGAGAUUUUCACUGACGACGCAUUACAUUGGUUCCGUUGCAAUAAAGAAGGUUUUCAAAGUUGGGACGAUGUCGUCGUCCUAUUAGAAAAAGAUUUUAGUCCGAAGAAUUACGACUAUCGCCUGACUAAUUAAAUAAAAUCUCGUACGCAAGGGGAACAAGAAAAUAUAUCUAUUUACUUGUCUAUCAUGCAUGGCAUGUUCGCGCGAUUGGUUAAACCGUUGUCUGAGGAAGAAAAACUCGAAAUUAUCUUACACAACAUCCGGCCAUGUUAUGCCAGCACUC
Messenger RNA from Cydia splendana, 919 nucleotides. RefSeq lists its product as uncharacterized. Bases 46 to 768 code for a protein of 240 amino acids. The transcript has a single exon. NCBI's taxonomy places the organism in Eukaryota, Metazoa, Arthropoda, Insecta, Lepidoptera, Tortricidae. The record is from RefSeq and is a predicted model, not a curated record.